Molecule: messenger RNA, 1578 nt
Organism: Arachis duranensis
Lineage: Eukaryota; Viridiplantae; Streptophyta; Magnoliopsida; Fabales; Fabaceae
Exons: 5
Coding region: 1-1578 (525 amino acids)
Molecular function (GO): zinc ion binding
Source: RefSeq, a predicted model, not a curated record
AUGACAAUCAAUCUUCCGUUGUACGAAGGAACCGCUGCACCUAGCACCAAAAUUGACUUUCACAACACACACGAUGGAACCUUCUUGGUAGCAUCACUGCGCCGCCGACCUGACAUCGACCUUGAACGGAUGUCUGCCGGUGACCACCCUCUGCCUGUUGCACAGAAUGAGCGGCAUUAUAACUGUUGUUUGUCACCGAUUGCAACGCAACCGCUUGUGUUCAUGUCUUUUUAUAAUGGCCAAUUCUCUGGUGCCUGUAACUUUGGUGCCGAAAUUGCCGAAGUUGCCGAAGUUGCCUUUUAUGUUAAAGAGUAUACCAUUCGAAGAGGAGUUGAUUAUAGGGUAUAUGAAUCAGAACCAACAACAUUCUAUGCUAAAUGUGUACAGUAUGGAAUAAGUUGUGAUUGGCUUAUCAGAGUUAGUCUUAUGAAAAGACAGUAUUGUUGGGUGAUAAGGAGGUACAAUGGUAGUCACACGUGCACCAGAAGUACCAUAUCUCAGGAUCAUGCUAAACUGGACUCUGAAACAAUUGCAGAAGCAAUAAAGCCAUUAGUUGAGGCUGACCCGUCCAUAAAGGUAAAAUCUGUCAUUGCUGAAGUACAAUCGAAGUUCAACUACACGAUAAGUUAUCGCAAAGCAUGGUUGGCCAAGCAAAAGGCAGUGGAAAAAAUAUUUGGUGGGUGGGAAUCUUCAUAUGAAGCUUUGCCCACAUGGUUUGAAGCAAUGGUUGCAAAAGAACCAUCAGCAGCUAUUGAGUACGAAACUACAUAUGUCUAUCGAGGGGAUGAGCAAGAUGGCAAUGGAAAUAUCGUGCCGCUUGCAUUUGCCAUAGUCGAAGGUGAGACUGCCGAUGCCUGGCACUUUUUUCUUAGCCAUUUGCGAACACAUGUAGUUAAUCGGGAUGGUGUUGCCCUUAUCUCUGAUCGACACGAGUCAAUCAUCUCAGCUGUGGGUCGUAGUAAUGGAGCAUGGGAAUAUCCGAGAGCUAUUCAUAUGUUUUGCAUCCGACAUAUAGCAUCCAACUUUUUGAGGAGUUUCAAGGCACCACACCUGCAGAGGCUAAUUGUCAACAUUGGCUAUUCUAGAACAAUGCGUGAAUUUGAUAUGCGUUACCAGAGAUUAUGUGAGCGGGGGGAGGCUUACAAGCAGUGGCUAAAUGCAUUGUUCACAAGGAAGAGAGCUGAGGCUGAGGCUCGUAUAAGUGCAGGACAACUAUUCUCUGAAUAUGCAACUCAGAAAAUUCUGUCAAAUCAGCGCUCAGCGGGAAACAUUCAAGUUAACCUAUUUGAUAGGCAGAACGAGGUAUUUGAAGUGCGCGAGAUGCCAAGUGGGUUGGAGUUUGCAGUAAACUUGCGCCUUCAGCAUUGUGAUUGUGGUGAGUUUCAGGUGGAUCGAAUUCCAUGUCGCCAUGUAUUUGCCUGCUGUGCAAACCAGCGCCUGGAUUGGAAACAGUAUGUGCACGAGGUUUAUACGAUGGGCGUUGUAGGCUUUGUGGCGGUGAGGGUCAUAGUCGAAGCAGAUGCCCGCGCCGUGGUGAAACCAGUGCUAGUGGAUCGGCUCCAAACUCGUAGUCUGUGA